Puntigrus tetrazona (Sumatra barb) is the source of this 3046-nucleotide messenger RNA. RefSeq names its product follistatin b (gene fstb). The coding region runs from base 1069 to 2313 and encodes 414 amino acids. Lineage: Eukaryota; Metazoa; Chordata; Actinopteri; Cypriniformes; Cyprinidae. Gene Ontology annotation, molecular function: protein binding; activin binding. The record is from RefSeq and is a predicted model, not a curated record. Gene Ontology annotation, biological process: regulation of BMP signaling pathway; negative regulation of activin receptor signaling pathway; multicellular organism development. The transcript has 6 exons.
UACAGCUUUAUUAAUAAAGAGUGUAGUAAUGAAGUAAUUUAUAAAUGGUUUAUAGUAAUCUGAAAGUUUGUUAUGGUUAGUUAGACCAUAAUAUAAGUCAACAGGAUUAAAUGAACCAGUUGUAUUACAAAAACUGACUAUAGCUUUUUAGAGAAACAUUUAAACAUUUGAUGUAUUCUUUCUCCGUUUUGUAUUAUUUAUGUGUGUCCUGUUCUCGUUUCUCACUGUAUUAAUAAACACGCACGUUUAGAAUGAACAAAACACUUAUUAGCAUGCAUAUAUUACUAGAAUAUUAGCCAUUUAGGAAAAAGUCGUAGUUAACGGUUUAAAAAGUGUUCCCAGUAUUUUGUAUUCGUGACAAUACAAACAAUGUAUCGCCAAACAAUAGUGUUUACGUUUUAUACAGAAUAGAUAUGUAUCAAAUUCUUCACAUUUCUGUCUCUCUCACACACACACACACACACACACACACGAAAAAAGACACGAGUUUUAGGCAUCAGUCCAUUUAUCUUAUAAUUCCCCUUAUCUAUAUAAUGUUAUAAUGUUAAACUGAAUUAUAAUAACAGCAGUCGUUCUCACAAACGUGUAUUUUUCACUAUGGCCUUUGGCUGGACAAACACCUAAUGCUCAACCCUGUUACCGUGAGUUAAAAGAGUGUUUUCAGAAACAUCACCAUUAAGAUCUAGAUUACAGACACCUCGCAGGGUCAAGACCUCGAGAGAAAAAGUCCACCCUGUUACUCUGACACAUCUCAGCUCAUUAACAUAUUCAUGUGUUUUCUGAGAAUGUUCACAAUCCUACAAAGCACCAAAGGUUAUCCCCUCUAAACGAGCCAGUAUUUAUUCUGCAAUUUCUGUUUCGUAAAGUUCAAGUUCAAAGUCUGGCAUAUGUUGAAAGGACAAAAAAAAAAUUAUUUGUUUCAAAUAACGGUUAUGCUUUCUUUCCACAUUAAACACAAACAGACCCCAAAUCACUUUUCCGCAGUUUUCCAGCUCUUUGAAAGCCCCUCCAAACUCAGCCCCAAAUCACAGCGCUGCUCUCGAGGGGAGAAAGUUUCUAGACCUCCAAAUGUCACCUGAUAAAUUUCGGUGGGCAAACUGUUACAGCGCUCUCUCCCCAACCCCUGAGAAGUACGAGGCCCGCCCACCGCAGGCAUCCAGCUCGGGACCCCAUAUAGAUUUAAAAAGCGCGACGGAGUCGGUGUGUGUGACAGUCGGGGAGCGCGGAGCUUCGGGAGAACAUCUGUCCGUCUGUAGUCCGUCUCCACUCUCUCUGAGGAUGCUACGCUUACCGCAGCUCCGGCAGGGCGCCAUCGCGCUUCUCGUGUGGUUCGCGCACUUGAUGGAGCAGCAGAAAGUACAAGCUGGCAACUGCUGGCUUCAGCAGGGCAAGAACGGGAGAUGCCAGGUCCUCUACAUGUCUGGGAUGAGUCGGGAAGACUGCUGUAGAAGUGGCCGUCUGGGCACGGCUUGGACCGAGGAGGAUGUGCCCAAUAACACACUCUUCCGGUGGCUGAUCUUCAACGGCGGUGCACCGAACUGCAUACCUUGCAAAGAGACUUGUGAUAAUGUGGACUGCGGUGCUGGAAAGCGGUGCAAAAUGAACAAGCGGAAUAAGCCUCGCUGCGUUUGUGCCCCGGACUGCUCCAACCUCACCUUCAAAGGGCCCGUGUGUGGCUCCGAUGGGAAAACGUACCGGAACGAAUGUGCCCUCCUGAAGGCCAAGUGCAAGAGACACCCGGACCUGACUGCUCAGUACCAGGGAAAAUGCAAAAGAUCGUGUUACGAUGUGCGCUGUCCUGGGAGCUCCACGUGUGUGCUGGACCAGACCAACAACGCUUACUGCGUGACCUGCAACCGGCUCUGCCCCGAGGUGACCUCCCCGGAUCAGUACCUGUGCGGGAACGACGGCAUCGUGUACUCCAGCGCCUGCCACAUCCGAAGGGCCACGUGCAUCAUGGGACGCUCCAUUGGAGUCGCCUACGAGGGGAAAUGCAUAGACGCCAGGUCCUGCGAAGACAUCACAUGCCGGGAGGGCCGGACGUGUCUGUGGGACAAGCGGACGGGACGGGGACGCUGCCUGGUCUGCGAGGACACGUGUCCCGAGGGCCGUCCGGGGGACAGCGUCUGCGCCAGCGACAGCGCCACCUACCCCAGCGAGUGCGCCAUGAGGCAGGCCGCCUGCUCGCUGGGGCUGGUCCUGGAAGUCAAGCACUCGGGCUCCUGCAACUCUCUCUCUGAAGAGACGGGUGAAGAGGAGGAGGAUGAAGAUUACACGGACUAUAGCCAUGUGUCUCUGUUACGGACCGGAUAAACCAUCGCCAGCAGGACUCCAUUUGUGCUCAGCGGUGUGUUCAUAUUGUACAGACGUGUACUCUUAUUUAUUUUCCACAGACACGUGGGAGAUGCUUAUUGUUGUAGAUGUUUAUUUAUACAUUUUUGGGCUUUUUUUUUAUUUAUACAGUUAUAGUCUGAAUAAAUGAUCUCUCUCGUCUUUUCUUUGUCGUCUUUGGAAGAAUAUUAUUUAUUAUAACGUGCAAUGUGACUCUGUGUAAGAUAAAUGUGUCGGGUUUUGUGUAACGAACAAACGAACAAACAAAAAAAAAGUCAGUUUUUGUCAUUUCCCUGAAGGAAGUCUGCGGCGAAACAUGCAUGUGUUUUAUUUAUGAACCUAAUGCUCACUAAUAUUUGUAGAUCUGGAGUGGUUUACGAUCAUAUCUGACAAAAACAGCUUGUCAGUAAAAUAUAUGUCUGACUUGUUUUUACUCUGACACCAAAAAUUGUUUUCAUUUUAGAGAAAUCAAAACGUACUCUUUUUUGCUAAUAUUUUUCUGUUUUUAUUUGAGAGGAAUCCAGUUCAUCGUAUGUUGUAUAAAAUUAACAGUUUAUUAAAUUAGCAUUGUUUUCUUGCCAUAUAUUGUUUGCCUUUUUUAUUUUAGAGAUCCAGCUACAGAUUUCUAGUUUUGUAUUUGUAUGUAAAUGUUUCAUGUAUAUAAAGUUAAUGAUGCCGUUUGUAAAGAUGCAAUAUAAAACUUCAAAAAAGUGAA